AAGGGGACGGCGGUCCCAGCCGCCCCGGGGCUUUGAGCCUCCAGCGAGCGCUCCCUUGGGAUGCGGCCCUGCUGUUCCGGGUGGGAGGGCAAAGGUGCUCGCCUGUGGGACUGAGAGAGGGACCUGCUCGACCUUGACCGUCGGGGUCACUUUCCCAGCUCUGGGAUCUGGCCUCGCUCGCCAUCCCUCCAAAUCCCCAAGCCCCUUUCUUUCUGUUACUUUUUUUUCUGGGGCGCUUUUGUGUCCUCAAGGCUGGAAUGAACUUGGGGCGCUGCUCUUGCAGCGGGGCGCUGUCUCUGGCUUCUCGAACUGCAUCCUGUCCCGGCGGCGGCCGCUUGAGAGUGAUGAGUACAGAGCGGUAGAGCAGGUCGUGCCGGAGAUGGAAAUCGGAAAGCCUGUUGUUUCAUCUCCCAAGAACCCAUUGUAAGAGCCAGUCAAUCCUGUGGAAAAUGGCCUUCAGUGAUCUUACAGCUAGGACUGUGCGUCUUUAUGAUAAUUGGAUCAAAGAUGCUGAUCCAAGAGUUGAAGACUGGCUGCUCAUGUCCUCGCCUCUGCCACAAACCAUCAUCCUGGGACUCUAUGUCUAUUUUGUCACUUCUCUGGGACCAAAGUUCAUGGAGAAUCGAAAGCCCUUUGAACUCAAGAAAGCGAUGAUAACAUACAAUUUUUUCAUAGUACUCUUUUCUAUGUAUAUAUGUUAUGAGUUUGUGAUGUCUGGCUGGGGUACAGGUUAUUCGUUUCGAUGUGAAAUUGUUGACUAUUCACAGUCACCUACUGCACUGAGGAUGGUACGCACCUGCUGGCUUUAUUACUUCUCCAAAUUUAUUGAGCUAUUAGAUACUAUCUUUUUUGUUCUGCGUAAGAAAAAUAGUCAAGUGACUUUCCUGCAUGUCUUCCAUCAUACCAUCAUGCCAUGGACCUGGUGGUUUGGAGUCAAAUUUGCUGCAGGUGGUUUGGGGACGUUCCACGCCUUUAUAAAUACAGCUGUACAUGUAGUCAUGUAUUGCUACUAUGGACUGUGUGCAUUGGGACCAGCCUACCAGAAAUACUUGUGGUGGAAAAAAUAUCUGACGACAUUACAGCUUGUCCAGUUUGUUAUUGUCACCAUCCACAUAGGUCAGUUCUUUUUCAUGGAGGAUUGCAAGUACCAGUAUCCAGUCUUUCUGUACAUCAUUAUGAGUUAUGGGUGCAUCUUUCUUCUGCUCUUCCUUCAUUUUUGGUACUGUGCUUACACCAAAGGUCAGAGGCUACCCAAAGCUGUGAAAAAUGGAAUCGGCAAAAACAAAGACCACUGAAACUCAAGCACAACAUAAGUCUAUGAAUAAGACUGAUAUCUUGUCUUCCUUGACAAUCAAGAGAUAUUUCCAUGUUCAGUGCAUUUUGCAUAUUUUUCAAAACCAAGAGCUUGUAUUUUUAUGAUAAGUUAUUGGGAUUUCUGAUAUUUGAGAGCCCAAAGCUCCUAGAAAACACAGUCUUCUGAUAAUUAGGGCCUAAAGCAGCCAGUUUUUCAGCUGCUUUUAAACCUAAUCUAAAGGUUUUGUUGAAUGAAUUUUUUUUUAGAAUGAAAAAAGGAUGUGAAACAGUACAGUAAUCUUCAAAGAAGUCCGGUAUAGAUGAAAAAUAUCAUUAGAUAUUUUGAGCACGGACAGAGAUCCAUGCCGUACAGUAGAUUCCUUCUGCCAUGUCUGGAAACCUCUAACUGUGGGAUCUGGCUUUGUUGCUCAUUGACUAUAUUCAGAAGACAUUAUAUUUAUUCCAAAGUUAAAUUCCCAUUCUAAAAAGCUAACAUGGGUAAGCGUUAAGUGAAUUUUUGAUCAGUUAUCAUUUAAAAUCACUAACAAUAAUUUUUGAUGGAUCUCUUGAGUAGUUGGCACCAGCUUUGCUUGUAAGACUUUCUCACAACACUUUCAUUGUGUGAACUGUUUAAAAGUAGCAAUGCUUUAGGUUAGUACAUUGAUGCACUUGAAACUAAAUAUUUUGGAAACAAGGUGAUUUGUUCUGAGGGCUUAAUGAACACUUUACUAUUAUUCCUUUGCAAUGAACUUCGUGUAGUUCGGGAAAGAGGUGAAUUUGUCAGUGGAAAACAUAUUCCAAUCCUACUGCACAGGAAACUAUAUCUGGUCACUUGUGAUGGAGUAUAAUGUGAGAAAAAGAAUGUAUAUAUGACUGGGUCACUUUGCUGUACAGCAGAAAUUGACAGAACAAUGUAAAUCAACUAUAAUUGAAAAAAUAAAAACCUAGGGGGAGAAAACAAUAUUCCAUAGUUCAGUGGGAAAAAAUCUGUUGUUUGUAGUAUUGUAAUGUCACUUUCUCAUAUUGUCAUGGUUUAAAGGAUUAUCUUGGUUAAAUAUAUUUUUGUUAUUUGUAUAAAUAUUCAUACAUUAGCACACAUUAAAUGAUUUUAUUCCACCAUUAUAUACAGUUUCCCAGAGAUGGGUUAAGAGUGGCUUGUGAACCAACUGGAGGCAAGUAGUGGCCCAGAGACUGUCUAGGGAAGAUUUGGUGAUGUGGGUCUCUCCCAUAAAGAGCAAGCAAGAGAAACUGCACAAUAGUUAGUGUUAUAAAUUCACUACAUGGAAAAAUAUGUUCCAGAAUUAUGAAUUAAUUAAAAUUCCAGAUUUUUUUGAACUUAUGAACUAUGUAAUAGAAGGACUGAAAUUCAUUUUGCAUAGCUUUUGUUUCUUUGAAAAUGCUCUUCUCAUAUUUUCUUAUUGGAGAAUUCAACUAGUUUUGUCCAAGAAACAGCAAUAUUUGGACCUUUCUGAAUUUUUCCUUAGUGCUUUUUUCUUGUUAUAUUUAUCCUUGAUUUUGAAGGAUUGCUUAUGCUUGUAUGACAUUAAGCAAUUAGUACCCCAGUAGCUGUAUAACACACAGUUAUACUUAUUGUACAGCAAAAAAACCUGAGUGUUUACUACCUACACUCCUAGCAUUAGGUGUCUCCUUCCUAAUCCAUUCAUCUGUACCAUGGCCUUUUCUCCUCACACUCACUGCAUUCAUAAAAUUAUUUGCCUUUAAGUGACCUUUAGUGAUUUCACUUGCAAAUGGUAUGAGAAGAUGAGAGUUGAUAAAUGGGGAGAAUUUCAUUUUUAAAAAAUAAAUAAUGGGAGUUCCCAUCAUGGAUCAGCAGUUAACGAACCUGACUAGUAUCCAUGAGGACAUGGGUUCAAUCCCUGGCCUUGCUUAGCAGGUUAAGGAUCUGGUGGUGCUGUGGCUGUGGUGUAGGCUGGCCUGUGAACCUCCAUAUACCACAGGUGUGGUCCUAAAAAGACAAAAAAAAGAAGAAGAAAGAAAUAAUAAAGAACAGGGGAGCAAAGCUGAAAGAAACAUAGCUCUAAAUUAUUUCUCUGCGAGAGUGUCAGGAUUCCCUACAUGUUUUCCUGUUUUGACUCUUCAAGUCGAGCCUGUGCUAAAAUGAGGAGGUAUGGUAGAUGCUAUUACACCUAUGCACAAUUCCCAAAGACCCCAGUAGGGCAAAGAACAAAAGGAAGCAAAAAUUAAAGAGGAUAAAACAGGAGAAUUUGAUUUCUUCUUUGGCAUACUUUGGCCUGCACUGUACAACCUUUCCUCGCCUCCCUGUGGUCUUUAAAGUGUUGACAUUCCUAUGAACUAACAACAAUAUUGCGAUGGAACCACAUUCCACACUAUAUGAAUAGGAGUAGAGAGCUAAAAUAUUCAUGAAGAGAAGGCGCAGCUGGCAGAAGUAACCUCCACAUAAAUAUCAGUAUAGCAGAAUGGGUACCAUUGGACGUGGGACUGGAUGGGCCUUGUUUUAUUAAAGGGCUGGGUGGGUCACAGAGAGUUUUUUUUGGUUUCAUCCCACUUUUCAGGACUUCAUUGCCUUUGGGUUUGCUUACCUAAUAAAUAAAAAGCCCAGCUACAAAAUCUGAUUUAGGAUAUAAAGCUCUAUGAAUCCUUUAGAAUCUGUCUAUAUUAUAAGCAAAUACAAAUGUAAGAUUUUAAAUAUCUGUAGAACAUUGACAUUUUAGUCUUGAUUGAGUAGAAUUCAUAACUGAGCAUACUACAUUGUGACAUAAAUUAUAAGGUUACAUUUUUUCAAUUAUCCCUUAUUUCUGUCAAAUUUUUAAAGAUUGUGGAAAACUUCAUGGAUAUUGUCAAAGCUUGGGUUUGGUUUUUGUCUGUGUAUUACAAUAAAUUUGUGGUAUUACAUGUA
This is a messenger RNA of Sus scrofa (pig), 4171 nucleotides long. The record is from RefSeq and is a predicted model, not a curated record. Lineage: Eukaryota; Metazoa; Chordata; Mammalia; Artiodactyla; Suidae.